Gymnodraco acuticeps is the source of this 1938-nucleotide messenger RNA. RefSeq names its product pleckstrin homology domain-containing family A member 6-like. The record is from RefSeq and is a predicted model, not a curated record. NCBI's taxonomy places the organism in Eukaryota, Metazoa, Chordata, Actinopteri, Perciformes, Bathydraconidae.
GAGAGAGAGGCAUGCAGUCUAAAGGAGAGAGGAGAGGACAGCGACGAGCGUCUUCCUUCCCCUCGGCCCCCUCUCUGCUCUUUGCUCCAUCUCCCCUCCACCCGUCCGUCCUAGCGUCCCGUCUCUGUCGGUACAUGCCUUAUCCGGAGGAGGAUGCUGAAGUUCCGUGUGGACAGGAGAGCCAGUCAACAUGACCCCAGUGGACCAGCUGGAGCAGCACUGAGCCCCCUCCAGCUGGAAGAGCCCACCUUACACUCCUAUCUGCAGCACUGUGAUUUGGAAAUGAAUGGGAAAGUGAAUCCUACUGCUGAGAAGAUCACUGCCUCCAAAAGGGCCAAUAUGGUGUCAAACCUGUCCCCAGAAGGCCAGCCUUACACCAGGGCGUCUCGUACUCCCAGGAGUUCUCUUCGAACGGCAGCUACAUUUGGGAAGCGCUCAAACUCCAUGCGCAGAAAUCCCAAAGCAGAGGUCAGCAAACAGGGAUGGCUGUACAAACAGGCCAGCAGUGGGGUGAAGCAGUGGAACAAGAGGUGGUUCGUCCUCACCGACAGAUGUCUCUUUUACUACAAAGAUGAAAACGAGGACACAGUGUUAGGGAGUUUGCCGCUGCUCAGUUUCCGAGUCGGAGGAGUGGAGCCUUCGGAUAACCUCACACGCAGGUUUGCCUUUAAGGUCAACAGUGGGAAGGAGGACGGUGAGGAAGGGGAGCUAAAGGAUCCCGUUGUGUUUUGCAUACAGGCGGGGCACGCUGGGACCAGGACCUACUACUUCAGCGCAGGCAGCCAUGAGGACCAGGAGCAGUGGAUCAGAGCCAUGAGCCAGGCUGCAGCGGUCCCCAGUGAGCCGUCACAGAGAAUAAACCCCACAGUGGAUCCAAACCACACUAUGGUGACCAAGGCACCAAACACACAAACACACAAUGAUACUGUCAGUGCCCCCCCACACCCUAAGGCCAACGGGGUCAACAGCCUUGAGACACCCCCACCCUCCACCCCCUGCUCCGUUCAGGAGGAUAAAAAUAAUAACGGAAGACAAGGAGAAGGUGAGGAUGGAGGGGGGAGAACAGGUCCGGACCCCGCCUCUCAUCCAAGACCGCAUCCAAAUGGAUGGGGCAACAACGGCCCUCGGAACAGCAAACCCCCUCUAUCCAGGAGUCCCAUUGGACAUCAUGCCCCCCAGGGCCACCCGGAGGGGGGGGAUGCCCCGCAGGACAGCAGGGAGCAGCAGGAGAACGUUGUGCUGAGGAGGGGCUUCGUGCCCAGGACGGGUCCAGAGAGGGUGGCUCAGAGGAAGAGCUCUAUGGCCCAGCUGCAACACUGGGUCAACCAGCGAAGAGGCAUGGCCUCCGAGGAGGACCUUAACAGCCCAUCUCAUUACUACGCAGCAAACCAGGGGCUUUUGGCGGACUUCUAUGGCUACCCUGGUGGCCCCCAGUAUAUGGAGGAGUGCCCUCUUUACCCGCCAGGGGUCCGACCAGACAGUAUCUGCUCUGUUUCUGCUAUGGGGGGAUACGACCCACGCUGGACCGUGGAGGAGAAGCGGCAUUCACUGAGGGACGUACCCCAUCAGCUGUAUGGAGCCCCAAUGCAGCGGGACCAAUGGGGGCCGGCCUACUUUGGUGGAAUGGAAAAAUCCAUGAGACGUCUGUCUGUACAGCCCCGCUCCAGGUCUGUCCCCAGGUCCCCGUCCUCGUCCUGUGGGGGGCCCUACUCCCCGAUGCAGCACAGCUUCGCCUCGCCUGGCCGCUCGCCCUCCGCUCACUUCGACCGGCUCCCGGCCCGGCUGAGGGACGACGUGAUCUACGCUGACCCCUCGGUCUACAGCCUGCGGAGGUCUCUGAGCUCCCCAAAGUAUGACUACCCUGGUGAAAGGAGGUCCUUAAGCCAAGGAUUACACCACUACAACUACCCUGUAUCCCCUUCCAUCCACAAUAAAAUG